Molecule: messenger RNA, 933 nt
Organism: Orycteropus afer afer
Lineage: Eukaryota; Metazoa; Chordata; Mammalia; Tubulidentata; Orycteropodidae
Product: olfactory receptor 2T33-like
Exons: 1
Coding region: 1-933 (310 amino acids)
Biological process (GO): G protein-coupled receptor signaling pathway
Cellular component (GO): membrane
Molecular function (GO): G protein-coupled receptor activity; olfactory receptor activity
Source: RefSeq, a predicted model, not a curated record
AUGGGGAAUACAAAUGACACUAGAGAUGUAAACUUCAUUCUUCUAGGGCUCUUUAACCACACCCAGAUCCACCUUUUCCUCUUUGCCGUGGUGCUCAUGAUCUCCAUUAUCUCACUGAUGGGUAAUGCCCUUAUGAUCAUUCUCAUCCACAUGGGUCCCCGACUCCAUACACCCAUGUAUUUCCUGCUUAGCCAGCUUUCCCUCAUGGACAUGAUGCUGGUCUCCACAGUCAUUCCCAAAAUGGCAUCCAAUUACCUGACAGACACUAGGUCUAUCUCUCCCACAAGCUGUGGAGCCCAGAUCUUCCUAUUUCUCACUAUAGGAGGGGGUGAGUGCUUCCUCUUAGCAGCUAUGUCCUAUGACCGCUAUGUGGCCAUAUGUCACCCAUUGCGCUAUCCCAUUCUCAUGAGUCAAAAAAUCUGCUUGCUUAUGACAGCAAGUUCCUGGUUCCUGGGAGGAGUUGAUGGGCUAAUGCAGGCUGGUGCCACUUUGAGCUUCCCUUAUUGUCACUCAAGGGAAGUCAAUCACUUCUUUUGUGAAGCACCAUCACUGGUGCAGCUUGCAUGUGCUGACACCACAAUUUUUGAGUUUUUCAUGUAUAUCUGCUGCAUUUUGAUGCUCUUGAUCCCUUUGGCUCUCAUUUUGGCCUCCUACAGCUUAAUCCUGGCUGCAGUUCUCCAUAUGCAGUCAUUUGUAGCCCGAAAGAAAGCCUUUACCACUUGCUCUUCUCACCUAGCAGUUGUGGGACUUUUGUUUGGUACAGCCAUGUUCAUCUACAUGAGGCCCAAGUCUUACCAUUCAGUGAACCAUGAUAAGGUGGUCUCAGGUUUUUACACCAUCGUCACACCUAUGCUGAAUCCUCUUAUAUACACAGUGAGGAAUAGCGAAGUCAAAGGAAUCUUGAAGCGGCAGAUGGAAAAACUUUGUAUGUGA